AUUUACUAACAGGACGACUUCCGUAGAGUGAGUACACGUCAUAAACUAUCUGUCCUUAUAUAGUUCAGCAACUAACAAGUCUGAAUAUUUAAGUACCGGUUAGCAAGUAUUUUUUUAUAAAGUGACAAAAAUCAUUAAAGCUUGUCCAGGUAGUUUUACACUGGAUGACACACCACACAUACGUGCCACAGCUCUAAAUCUUUGUGUGUUUGGGGAAGACUUUUCACUUUGUGGAUUAGUAUCCUAUUAACUGUUGAUAGAUACCAAAAACUACUGCUUGUACGUAUACACGGUUCCAGCCAACAUGCAAUGAAUGCAGUUUGCGUCAUUGAGCAUGUGUUUUAUCACGGGGAGGCCUCUUUUGAUGCGUGUGAACCUGACGUCAAGACACUACAGCUGAGUACUAUUGAGCCAGAAAUAGCUUCACUCCGCCAGAGCCAUGCUGGACUGCUAUACUUAGAUGAAGGAGUGGGAUUGCUUGUAAUCAAUUUAUGUAAAAACGGAGGAAUUUCUGAGCUCACACUGGCAAAGAAUGGAAUCGUAGCAUCAUAGCAUACGUAAAAAGGUUAAUAUUACUGGAGUAUAUGAUAGAUAAUGUGGACAGAUGCUAUGGAUAUUCUGACUUUCUAGUGGCUAGCUAGCAGGACUUGGCUGUUUGAUAACUUCUGGAUUGCUGACUCAACAUCUUGACAAAGAAUUUUGGAAAAAGCACUGACUGCAAUUCAAACGACUCCAAACAAAUCUGACUUUUGUUUUUGGAGUUUUAAUUAAACACAUAACAACCAUAUAAAGCCAUCAAGAUGGAUGUGGAAUCGAAUGUAAAGUGUGAGCCUGGGAGCCCUCUUGGCCUGAGUAGGUGCACACAGCCCUCCCUGGAUGAGAGUUUUGGUAGAGAUGUAUUUGCAGACUACAACGUAGAUGAUUAUGGAUCUGAUGGAAAUAGUGGGGAUAACAGUGGAGACAUAUCCCCUUGCAGUAUAGACAAUGGAAAAAUGGAUUUUAUAUCCAGUUCUUUCUCUUCAGACCCUGAAAGUAUGGAUGGACCUAAACGUAUAUGUUUAGUAUGUGGAGAUAUAGCUUCAGGAUAUCAUUACGGCGUUUCUUCUUGUGAGGCAUGCAAAGCUUUUUUCAAACGAACAAUUCAAGGUAACAUAGAAUAUUCUUGCCCAGCAAAUGGAGACUGUGAGAUUACAAAGAGAAGAAGGAAGGCAUGUCAAGCGUGUCGUUUCCAGAAAUGUUUACGUGUUGGCAUGCUAAGAGAAGGUGUACGUCUUGACCGAGUAAGAGGUGGGAGGCAGAAGUACAAGAGAAGCUUGGACAGUCUCAGUCAGCCACUCAUACAGCCUAUACUGCCCAUGGUGAAAAAGGCAUGCUUUGAAUUCCAACAUGAAAACAAGAUUUUGACCCAGUUGCUGAACAUUGAAUCACAGUUAGACAAACUAUAUGCCAACCCAGAGCCAGAGCUUGUUAAUGAUGAGAUGCGUUUUAUAGCAGCCUUUUCUGACCUAGCUGACAGAGAAUUGGUCAUUACUAUAAGCUGGGCCAAACAGGUGCCAGGCUUCUGCAAUUUGUCGCUGAGUGAUCAGAUGAACCUGCUACAGCACUCCUGGCUGGAGAUACUCUGUCUGAAUCUCGUGUUUCGAUCCUGCCCCUACAUUGGCUACAUUCGCUUUGCCGAAGAUUUACAAAUGACAGUGGAUGAGUGUAAAAAAUGCCAAUGCAGUCCAGAACUUGAUAACCUCACCCGCAAACUCGCCAAAAAAUUCACAAAUAUGGGAGUAACCAAGGAGGAAUACCUUCUACUAAAAGCCAUGACACUGUGUAACAUAGAUGUCGUGAUCGAGAACAGUGAAGCUGUACGCAACCUUCAGGACAAACUCCAAGACGCCCUUAUCGACUACGUGAAGUCUCGGUAUGCUGGGAAUCUGCGCCGCCUCGGCCAUCUUUACCUUCUCCUGCCCCCACUUACACACAUCAAGCUGCUCGCCAAACAGUACUGGUUUGAUGUGAAAAAGGAUGGACGUGUCAUGAUGCACAAGCUUUUCUUAGAAAUGUUGGAGGCAGAUUCUUGAUAAAUCACCAUGAAAUUAGGAAGAAAGAUUUUUGUCUGCGUGUGAUAUUUUUAUUAUGUGCUUGUGUGGACCUAGAUCAGCACAAACUGCGGGAGCUGCCCGCGGCAGAACGGGUCACCAGCCCAAACGUCCGCGGCUGACUUACCACAGUUUCUCGUGUCUUAGGAAGGUAGACUUUUAAGUGUUAGAGAUGUAGAUAUGUUUAUGCAAAAUUAAGAUCCACAGUUUUUGCAAAUGAUGUUGAUGGUUAGAAAAAGUAUGUCUGCAUUUGAAUUGUCAUACUUGAUCGCAAACUUUCACAGAAAAUAUUGUAACAAUAUAAUUUUUGUUGGGAGAACUGUGUGUGGUCAUACCAAAAAACAAGUUGGUGAUGGAAAGCAGGAAAGGAACAUUGAAUCUAGUUUGAAUAUAUGCAGCCACAUUUUUUUUAGUCGUCUCAUUUGCGAAGAUGUUGACGACCAUUGCAGACAUGAGGUUGCCAGGUCAACAUGUUCACAGUGUACUUCGUGGACUUAGAAAAAUAGUAUAUGUGUGACUUGUAUGUGUGAAUACAAAUAUAUAUUAUAUAUAUAUAUAUAUAGAAAAAGAUAUAUAUAAUGGAAAAAAUGUUACAACUAGAAAUUACUCAACCGAUAAUACCAGUUUAUUAUACACAGGAGGCAGAUCCUGGAUACCUAGUAGGUAUGUGGAAGUCCUAACUACUAUAGGACUUUAUUCCUAUGGAGACUGCACGCUCUGCUACCACCUUGCAGGCUCACUCGGUAGAUCACCAACACUGUGAGCUGAUUGGUGGAUGCUAACGUCCACUCUCAGCGCUAGUACAACGGACCAAUCAAACACUGCAUUGUAUCAGGAUUGCUAACGUCCCCUCACAGCGCUAGUACAAUGGACCAAUCAGGUACUGCAUUGUAUCAUAAGAACGUCUUCCAUCUUAACUUAUUUACAAGCAAUUUGAUUGGUAACGCUACAUUUGCAUUUAUAUGAUGUAUUGUGACAGAACAAUAUAUUCACCGUCUUAAGAUGCAAAUACACUGUAUGUAUUUUAACGUCUUCAUAUAAGGAUCAAAGAUACAGAUACAUUGUCCACAUCAUUUCAAAACUUUGUAAAUAUACGCUCAUUAAGUACAUCUUCGUUACCCUUUGUAUAAUUAUCAUGUGUGAUUCAAGAUUUUAUUGAUUACUUUCUGUGUGUGUCAAAAUACCAUAUGAUUCUAGGAUUCUGAAAUCUGAGGUCUGAGUUUUAAAAAAUAAAUGUAGCAUUACUUGUAUAUGUUACUCCAAGUAAUGUACUAGUAAAUAUGAUUGAAUUUCAUUAAAGAUAGUAUGAUUCAGGAAAUGUAUCUGUAAAAACAUGUAAAAGCUAAUUAUUCAAAGGUGAAAAAAACAACAAAAGAUAUUUAAUUUCUGUAAUGAAAAUCUAAUGCAAAGAUAGCUGUUACACGAGUUGAUUGUGGUGAAUGAGAUUUAUAGGGUAGAUUUAGAAGACAUAUCAGAUUGUGAUGCCGGCAAUAGACCGCUAGCUAACCGUAUCAUCGUCGUAGCCACUAUAGGGCAUCGUGAUAGUAGAAGCUGUGUUAAAAUAACACUGUGAUAAUGUAGUAGCUAGCCAAUUAUAUGUCUGUUUAAAAGUCGUACUCUAUAUUUCAGAUUUGUUUUUAUUUACACAGUCAGGUCAUUUAGAAAAUACACAUAUAUUAUAUAUUAUCUAUAUUACCCAGGAAAAACAGAUAGUUGGCCGUUAUAUCAGUGGUGUGGUACAUUAAGCACCAUCUUAUACUGUACUCCUCAUAUCCUUGUUGUCUGUAUUGUGUACUCAGAUCUCAUUGGUUAACAUGUUUUGAAUGGCAGCAUCAGAAGAGGUGGGCGGAGCCUAGAGUAUGCGAGUGAACCAAUAUGAAUGUCAUUCCAUUUGAUUAAUUCAUCAUGUCUGUAAGAUGCAUUUCCAUGAUCAAGAAUUUAGCCUUCAUAGUAACACCCAGGAGUAAGAGGAUGAAAUGAAAAACUAAUCUAUAAAAUAAUUAUGAAAAAAAAAAUAAUGAAAAACAAAAAUGAGGGAAUUAAAAAAAAAAAUAAAAAAAAAGGAAAAAAUAAAAAAAGGAAAAAAAUAAUGAGAGAGAGAAAAAAGGAAAAACAAAAGAAUGUCAGAAAAUGUUUAAAUUAUUAAUAUUUACAAUUUGAAACAUGUCCUGCAAGAUAUUUUGAGAAUAAAUGGUAUGAAUCUGUGUGAUUUGGUCAAUGACCUAUAGUUAAAUGUGUGUAGAAAGUAGAUACAAGUUACUUUGCUCAAAUUUCUGUUUAAUGCCAAAUAUACACAAAUAUGCAUAUAUUUAUCAUACAUAUAUGUAUAAACAUCUAAUGCCUGUUUUCAAGUAGUUUGUAGAAAACUGCAUGUUCUUGCUACUUAAUUUGAUACACUUACGAUGCCGUCCGAGCUUUAACACAUGAAUUUAUUCACCUACUUUGUUUUUACAUGUAAAGUUCAGACUACAUUAAAAAUGAAGUCAUUGGUAAAAAAUAUUUUCUUCUCUUCUAGUCAAUGUAUGGAUGGAAAUUGUUAGCUUCUGAAAAUGUGAUACCCCCAAUGUACACGACCACAAGUUCCCUGUAUUUCACCUCUGAUGUGUAGCUACAGUAUCUUAAAUGUCUGUCAGCCCCAAUUCUCCAAAGUCAUUUGUGACAUCUGUUAAUGAAGAUCUCUUUAAAUUUUGGAUAAUAGACUACCAAUGCCCUUCGUCACAUUUCUAAAAUAUCUUAAAUUUCCAGCAGGCCAGAUUCCUAGCAUCCUUUGUGACAUCAGUUUAUUAUUUAAGAUAUAUGUUAAAUAUUUGACAGCAGAAAUUUGUCAUAUCUAUAAAAAUAUUCUAAAUGUUUUAGAUUUCAAAUUACUGGACAGUGGUCUCCAGUGUCCUUUGUCACUGCAGUGUAAAACCUACCAAAUCCUAGAAACAUAUCUUCAUAAGUUAUCGGAUAAGUAAAAUGAUCCUGUAUAUAUAUAUAUACCAGUAGAAUUAGAUUUACAGUAUCACAGAGAAUCUAUAAUUAGGUCAAUUUAACUACAAGAAUGAUAAUAUUUCGAUGAAGACUAAUCGUGUAUGAGAGUGUUGAGACAUUGUGUAAGGUAAAAGUGACGUUGAGUGAAUGUCGCCCCUCUUCCUCAACAUAUGCAGUCCUGUACAUAAUGUGCUCCGCCCACCUUUGCAUGUCCAUUGCUCAUCCAGACCCUGUACGUAUUCCUCCCCGUCUGUGAGAUGACCGUUAUCAUUCCUUGUGUAGCAUGUACAUAUUGGUCGACCCGUGUGUGGGUAGGUAUGGCCUCAUUAUUAUUGACGAUGAUGAGUUAGUCAGGUAUUGUAGUUGUCUUUCACCAUUUACAGGUAUCAAACUCAUUCAUCAUUUGUUUUGUGUGCAACUAUUUUCUGAACAGAUUCUGCACAGCUUACAUCAUAGUACGAUAUUACCAUGUCUUGUUACACUAGUCAAAACUGCAUUUAAAUCUCGGUCCAUUCUACAACUAUCUCGACACAGAAGACAACGGCGUCUUGCACAAAGAUGGACUAGAUAUUCUGUCUGCCCCCAUCAUACGGUCUGUAGGAUAGAUAAUUGUUUUCAUGAUUCCAUCGAAUAUGGUCAGUACUAUCAGUUAUAAUUGAGAUUAUUUAUUUAUAGUGUGCUUGUAAUUCAUUUUCAAAAAAUGGCUAAAAGUCAUAGAAAUAAGAGAUGUCCAUCUUACUUUAAAAAAAAAAAAUCUGAUAGAUACAAUUUGUAUCCCAUGCAUUUUUAGUUACGUUAUUCCAGUACAUUAUGUUGUGAUAUUGAAACAAAUUCAGUUUAAACCUAGGUACACAAUCUGAUUUGAGAUAUAUCAGAAAAAAAUGAUUUUUGCAGUUACAAACGUGUGCAAAUCUGUUCAAAAACCUUUGUACAUUAUUUUUUACUUGUUAACUAUGUUGAAGUGUGUUAUUUUUAGACAGAAAAACAAAAAAGUUAUAAAAAAAAAAUAUUAGAAAAAAAAAAGAUUGUUAUUGAAUAUUUGUUAUGAAAUUGAUGUGAAUGUAAUCACAUUUAGGUACAAAUUUGUAUAUAGAGUUUGUGGUAUAUAUCUAUACAAUUGUAUGUUCUGUAACCUAGAAGUAUGUGACAAAUCACAUUUUCUCGCUUUCAAACGAAGAGUUCCCCGUAGUGUGAUUAAAUCGAGAAACUGUUACUAAAUCCUUCACUCCUAAUUUGGGCAAGAAGGUUUGGAAUUGUUCUGUUUGAUCGCUGAGAAGAGUGAUUCAACUUAUAAACCCACACAAAGAGUGCUAAACUAAAUAUUGUAGAAGUCUAGUUUUUGUUUUCCUAUUUCCUCAGUGUGUGUUGAUUUUUUUUCCCUCUUAAAUCUUCUUUCCUAACUUAUUAAGUUUGUGAACAACUUGUUUUAACAAAGUUUUUAAAAUGUAUGAGAUUGUUCUGUCAUAUUUGCCAACAAAAUAAAAUUUAACCAUUUACAAUUGAUUUCAAGAUAAUAUGGCUAUAUCGUAAGUGUAUAUAUAUGAAUCGGAUCAUGUAUUGCUCCAAGAUUUGUUAAAGAGCUGGAAAUUAGCUUUUCGUUGAGAAGAAAAUAAUUUCAAUUAGUAAAAAAUUAAUAUGCAAGGAUGAUUGUGGUGAAAUGAUGCUAUGUGUCAGAAUUGUGUUUGACACAGAAAGGAACCCAGGGCAUUGUUGCGCAACUUAUUUCUGUGCUGUUGAACAUGAAUUGAAUUAACACUGAAGCAGAUUUGUUAAGUUUGUUAGUGUGCGGUCAUACUUGACUGUACAACAUCCGAAAUAGAAUUUAUCUGUAUGCAAUAUUUUUUUAAGGAAUUUCUUUAUUUCAUUGAACAUUGUUGUUGAAUUUAUUUUUGUCUAAUUUAAAUCACGAGAACAUUUGAGAAUACAGAAAAGGUAAUUUCAUUUGUGAUUAACAGGUUUUUUUCCCCCUCUGUCUAAAAACAAUCAUUACAAUACAAAUAAUAUUUAUCAUAGAGAAAUGAGUUAUACGGUGAUGUGUCAUAUAAUUACCGGGUUGAUAAUGAAUUGAUCAUUUCUACCCUGGCUAGUUGCAGUGCUAUAGUAAUUGUCUCUGUUAAUUUAUUGUGAGUUGUAAUAUUUUACCAAAUUGAUUUUUAUUCACAGAAUGAUAAUUUAUACACUAGUAAUUUUUAGCUCAAUAUUGUUUCCAUGCAGCCUCCUUGUGGAUUACCAAUUGUACUGGUAUAUGCCACAAGUCAUAGAUUUAGUCCAUCCUGCUUAUCAUGGGUUUUUUAUAAAUAUAUUUUGAGUACAAUAUUUUGUUCUAUGAUAGUUUAAGUUCCUUUUUGACAACAAGUUCCUUUGGUGAAGCAUUUAGUGUACAGACUAUGUGUCGACUACAUUCCUAAUAGAUUACUGUUACCUAGAGUAUGUGUUAUUCCUAUGGAGUCUUAAUGUCUUGCCAAGCCAUCAACAAUUGUAUAAGCUCUGUCGUACUGCCAAAUUAAGUCACAUCAUACUUAUUAAGAAUUUUGCAUAUCUCUUGGUUAUCUCCCUUAGACAGUCCAAGGCUGUUAAAGAUCCGAACUGACCAAAAAGUAUUAAGAUGUUAGUGUAGAGUACUAACCAUCAGCUGUAACACCAGACAUAUACGCCACUUGUAUGGUUUCACCAAUAUACUAAAUUCAAAAACAAAAACAAAAUCUCAAUUUAUGCAAAUUACAAAAGUUUGUAGAAUGAAACCAUGCUUCUGUCACUAAACAAAAAAGACAGAAAAGUGAACUUUAAAACUUCUUACAUAGUCGCCAGUUAAUUUUAGGUCUACUGAGUUAGUUCAUUGGUAUCUACAGUGAUUUAUGUAAUGAAUCUAAUGCUAAAAGAAUCUCUUACUUAUUGAAAAUAAUAUUUGUAACUAAACCUUUGGACUUUUUUAAUCAUAAUUUAUCAAUGUAUGAAGUGAAGGGAUAUCAAUAGUUCUAAGCUAAACCAUGGAUUUAGGGGUCGUGUUUGAUUGAGAGUGGUUUUAAUUGUCUUUUUUCUGUAGUGUAAAUGUCAGCUCACUUCGUGCGAUAUAGGACUAUCAGUAUUAUUAUGUUUGGGAGAAGUCAUCGGUGUUACACAUAAUGGGGUUUCAUUUUACCAGUCUUUAUCGUUCAAACUGGCAUUUAACCAUGCCAUAGUGAUGGUCAGUGUUUCUCUACAACUGUAAUCAUGACACACAAUUCUGUUUGUAUUUUGACAGUGAAGUUGUAGUUCAUACAUCAGUAAGCAACUUGUAGCAUAAUGAUUAUCUGUACAUCUUGGGUACCAAAGCUUUACGGGCAGAAAUCCAUUUAGUAUUAUCCACCUUUGCCAGGGUACCACACAUCAAGCGGAUGCCAUCUUGAAUCAUGAAGAACAAAAUAACAUUGUGUCAUGUUUACAUCUGACCAUUAUUCUACUGUACGAAACACAUUCACUCCAUCAAAUGUAAGAAUUGGGAGAUCAGUGCAUAGUUUGAACUUUAUGCAAAUGAACUUGGCAGGACUUCUUAAAAAUCUUUUAAUAAAUAUAGUUUUGAUUGAUAUACGUUAAGUUAGUGACCUGUUCCCAGUUAUUGCUUCGAUAUCUUACUAUUCAGUUAAUACAAAUACUGAAAAUGGAAUUUUUGAGAUUUGUUUAAUUGAUAUCUUUUUUAGGUCUUUGAUAUUUAUGAAAAUUUAGUUAUGAAUUUCAAUAUUCUUCAACAUAUUCCAGAAGAAAGAUAAACAUUCAGUCAUUGACUUUUUAUUAGGGUAGCCAAGCUUUAAACUGGGGCCCUUAUUUAGGUUUCUGUAACAAAUAUCUAUAUAACUCCUAUAGCAUUGAGAAAUCAAUACUAGAGAUCUCCAAGAGGUCUUUGAUUCCUGGACGAGUUGUCUGGCUUCCUCGUCGUGUUUGUAACCCUACUUCCAGUAGACAACCACCCCAUCACCUUUUUCAUGAAAAAUGUAUAAAACACAUCCAAAGGUUAAAAACUGUUUGGUUUUCUAUUUAACUUCAUAUCAAUAAGCAGUUAUGUUUUAUACUUUGAAAAAAUCAAGAAAAGUAAUGCAUGCUCAUGAAAAAUUUUAAAUCUUCCAAAACUUGUUUUAUUUUUUUGUAAAUUAUUAUUUUCUAUUGUUUGAAUAUUCAUUUACUAUAUGUGAAAGUGAUUGUGAUAAAUCAUUUUGACACCAAAAAUUUAUUUAUGGUUCAACACUUUCCCCACAAUGUGCUACGAGCAUCAUUGAGAAAUGAGAGAAUUUGCCGCAUACAAAAUUCAAAUGCUACAUAUUUAUUUGUCAGUAUAAUAAUUUUACACCAGAGUCAUUAUUUUUAGUAAAUCAUUUUUACACCGAAAUCACUAUUUAUUUGCAUUUUGCUGUAGAUUCUAUGUUGACAUGCCAAUACCACCACUACCACCACCACCAUCAUCAACAUCAUCCUUAGUGGUGGGGGCCGCUGGGACAAGCCAGCACCCCUUACCCCUUCACUCGACCCCGUUAUUUCUUUCCAAUCUAGCAUAUCCACCGUAUGGUUAACGAAGGCAGCAUUACAGUGUGUUCUGUUUGAAUGUAGAGAUGCUUCCUGGCAGUCUAGGGGUCCCCACCACUUGUCAGCCCUGUAGUGAUGGAUGAUAUGGUGACACUAGAUUACCUAUCUAGAGUUUCUGCAGUAACAUUGCAUGAGUUUGGAAUCAGAUUGUUACAUUAUCAAUAUUGUGUGCAUUUCUUUAUCAUUAAUUUCCUCAGAAGAAGAAAAUUAUUUAUCUAGUUUACUACAUAUAUAUUAUGUCGAAAAUUUUACUUUUCCUGGAUUUUGUUUGGUUUCACAUGCAUUUCAUGUGAAUCGUUCUGAAAUAAAACAGCUUUCAAGUUUA
This is a messenger RNA of Pecten maximus, 9942 nucleotides long. Its product is annotated as estrogen-related receptor gamma-like. Gene Ontology annotation, biological process: regulation of DNA-templated transcription. The transcript is spliced from 7 exons. The record is from RefSeq and is a predicted model, not a curated record. The coding region runs from base 801 to 2072 and encodes 423 amino acids. Gene Ontology annotation, cellular component: nucleus. Gene Ontology annotation, molecular function: steroid binding; DNA-binding transcription factor activity; sequence-specific DNA binding. NCBI's taxonomy places the organism in Eukaryota, Metazoa, Mollusca, Bivalvia, Pectinida, Pectinidae.